UUGAAUCUGGACAUCAAUUUCUGGAGAAUUUAUUUAUAUUUGUUUAUUUAUAUAUUUGUAUUGUAAUUUGUUUUAUGGUAUUGAUAUGUUAAUAUCCGUCAGUCGAUAAAAUACCCUCGACCCGCCAUAAACAAUUACACCGGUUGUUGCAGUAAACGCUAAACUGACGUUUUAUUUAUGUUUUCUGGAGUAAUAAUGUUUGUUUGUUAAUUAUUGUGAGGCAUUGGGUGAAUAAUUAGUGCUGGUGUCGAAUUUUAGGGCUUGAAUUAGCGAAAGUCAUGUUGUUCUACUCCUUCUUCAAGUCCCUCAUCGGGAAAGAUGUUGUUGUCGAAUUGAAGAAUGAUCUGAGCAUCUGUGGCACGUUGCACUCUGUGGAUCAAUAUCUUAACAUUAAAUUAACGGAUAUCAGUGUUACGGAUCCUGAUAAGUACCCCCACAUGUUAUCAGUGAAGAAUUGUUUUAUCCGAGGGUCAGUAGUCCGAUAUGUCCAGCUCCCUGGAGACGAGGUAGACACCCAACUCCUCCAGGACGCAGCGCGAAAAGAGGCAGCAGUGCAGACCCGAUAAAAAAUAUCUGAUAUUUACCCUGAAUUCCAAUAUUCAACUCCACAUAAACUCCACACAAUGUGAAAUCACUGAACGGGACAUAUGUUGAAUGAAUUAAGAUAUAAAUAAACAAAAAAUAAUCGACAAACGUCA
Fopius arisanus is the source of this 698-nucleotide messenger RNA. RefSeq names its product U6 snRNA-associated Sm-like protein LSm2. Bases 279 to 566 code for a protein of 95 amino acids. NCBI's taxonomy places the organism in Eukaryota, Metazoa, Arthropoda, Insecta, Hymenoptera, Braconidae. Gene Ontology annotation, cellular component: precatalytic spliceosome; Lsm1-7-Pat1 complex; U6 snRNP. Gene Ontology annotation, biological process: mRNA splicing, via spliceosome. The transcript has 4 exons. The record is from RefSeq and is a predicted model, not a curated record. Gene Ontology annotation, molecular function: RNA binding.